Messenger RNA from Drosophila serrata, 4119 nucleotides. It is a transcript of the gene Cph, whose product is annotated as BCL11 transcription factor chronophage. Lineage: Eukaryota; Metazoa; Arthropoda; Insecta; Diptera; Drosophilidae. Gene Ontology annotation, cellular component: nucleus. Gene Ontology annotation, biological process: regulation of transcription by RNA polymerase II. The record is from RefSeq and is a predicted model, not a curated record. Gene Ontology annotation, molecular function: RNA polymerase II cis-regulatory region sequence-specific DNA binding; DNA-binding transcription factor activity.
AAUGAGAAUUAAAAUGCCCGCGGUUCGAAUUGCACAAGAUUCCGAUUCCACAGAGAACGAUGCCGUGGCCACGCAGGACAUCCUCACAUGCGGCGCCUGCCAAAAGGCUUUCGCCCUCUCGGACAUUGUCAAGUUCAUCCAGCACAAGGUGCAUCAGUGCAACAAGGAGAACUAUGGCCAGUGUGCCACACAGAAUCCGCAAAUGGAUCGCGAUGCGGAGGAGGGGCGUCCCCUCAGUCUGGUCAAUCGCCGGCCCUCGAUCUCUGCCCCCAUUUCUGCCCGCAAGAUCACCACCGUGCCGGGAUCGGGAUCGGGUGUAACCGGAGGAGUAAGUGCAGCAUCCGCAGCAGCGGCAGCAGCAGCCACUGCGGCAGCCACAGCAGCAGCAGCAGCAGCAGCGGCAGCAGCAGCGGCGGCCAGCAGCACGGCCAGCGGUUCAAGGAUACACACACCACCACCGAGUCCUGCGGAUUUGCUGGCCGAUGGAGCCAGCAGCACGCCCAAGCGGCUAGUAGAUGAAAACGACAAUACCACGCCCAAGGACAGCGAGCCGGCGGCCACCAAUACCAAUUUGGUUAAUGCCGGUGGUCCCACAAGUCCUGCGGCCAUUGAGCGUCAGUCCACCGGCGAUAGUAGCUGCGAUGAGGAUCUUGAUCAGGAUACAGCCAAGGUCAAGCAGGAGCCCUACGAGGAGCAGCAACAGACGGCUCGAUGGCAGCAGGAGCAGGAUCAGGAGGAUGAGGAUAUGGAUAUGGAGGAGCAGCGUGAACAGUCGGCGGCCAAGCGACCCAAAAUGGAGCUGGUCGAUGCCGAGGCCAAUACAGUCCAUACAGAGCCCAGCAACUACACCUGCUCCACGUGCAAGACCCGCUACACCUCCGCCUGGCGCCUCAUCCAGCAUGUCCAGCACUCGCAUGGCGUCAAGAUCUAUGUGGAGAGUCCGGGAGGCAAUGGCAAUGGAGCCACCUUGACGGUGGCCACUCCGGCGGCUCUGAAUAGCAGUGCAUUGGCUCUGGCUGCCGCUGCAGCAGCUGCAGCUGCCGCCGCCUCGGGUCUGUCGAGUCCACAGCCAACGGCCAUGAGUCCCAGUCCCAAGAGGAGCAGCCCAGGAGCUCCAGGCAUCCUCUCCAGCUCCGUGAGCUCCGUCUGUUCCAAUUCGCUGGUGAAUACCAGCGGUGGCAGCAACAACACCAGCACCAAUAGCAUUGGAUCGCCCCAGCAUCAGCAUCAGCAACAGUUGCAGCUGCAGCAAGUGCAACAGCAGCAGCAGCAGCAACAGCAGCAGCAGGCCGCCCAGCAGCAGCGUGUGCAGCAACAGCAACGUGAGAAUCUGGCCUCGGCCAUGGCCGCUGGAAUGAGGCAUCAUCCUUUGUUGCCGCCACCGGAGGCCAUGCAUGCCAAUCCCUUCCAGCUGCUGCGCAUGCCACUGCCCGGCAAUGUAGUUCCUACGGUGGCCCCACUUUUCGGUCGCCCCUCGCCCGCCGAUCACUACCGGAUGGAGCAGCUGGUUAGCGAGCAGUUCCGUCAUCAUGGCUUCAAUCUGGCCGCCGCUGCGGCCGCUGCCCAGGCUCAGGCCUUCAAUGGUGCUGUCCAGCAGGUCCAGGAGCCGCGUCCCCCAUCGUCCAGCAGCAGUGGCAGCCAGCGUGGCUCUGUACCACCGGCAGCCCUGCCACCAGUAUCCCUCAGCUCCCAGCAGCAGCAGCAGCAGCAACAGCAGCAGCAGCAGCAACAACAGCAGCAGCAGCAACAGAGCGUGCAACAGCAAUCACAGAACCUGCAGCAGCAGCAGCAGCAACAAUCCCAGCAGCAGCAGCAGCAGCCACCGCAGCAGCUCACACCCGGCCUGAUGGGCGGCAGUGUGGCUGGAGCUGGGGGAGCGGGAGCUCCUGCUGGCGCCUCCCUGAAGCUGGAACCACAGCAGAUGGAUUUUUACUCGCAGCGAUUGCGUCAGCUUGCGGGCACAACAAGCCCUGGAGCUGGCAGCACUGUUAACUCGAGCUCGCCGAGUCCACGACAGAAGCAAUCGCCGCAUUUUGCGAGCCCCUCGCCAGCCUCCGCCGGCGCCCAGCAGCAGCAGCCCCUGGUGGGUCAUCCCACCCGGCCCCAUUCUCUUACCCCGCCCGAAAAGAUGACCACAUCGGUGGGUGGAGCUGAAAAUGGUGGCCUGGGUCUCAUCCUGGCCAGCACUCCACGCUCGGCCAGCACGCCGCCCUCGAAGACAAGCAACAGUGGCCAGGAGCAGCAGCUCUCCAGCCGGCAUUGCUUCGCCUGCGACUACUGCGACAAGAAAUUCCGCUUCGAGAACAAUCUCAUUAUCCACCAGCGGACGCAUACCGGCGAGAAGCCCUACAAGUGCACCGCCUGUGACUUUGAGUGCUCCCACAUUCAGAAGCUAAUGAAGCACAUGCGUGUCCAUCGCAGUCCCGCCGAUGAGCAGGACGAUGGCAGCAACGAUGGCGCCGAUUCGCUGGAAACGAAUGAGGCGGACAACGAUGAGGAUCCGAUGCCAGAUGAGUCCGAGGAGGAGAUGGGUGACAAUGCCGACAAUGAUCCCGAUGGCGAUCUCGAUGGCGAGGAGGAGGAUGAGGAUGAGCUGGACGAGUGCGAGGAUAUGGACUACAAGGCGGAGGAUUUGAGUAGCAAUCGCUUGGAUGGCAAGAGCCAGAGUCCCAACACCAGCUCCGGCGCCACCUCGCUGGUGGGUGAGCUCAUGGAAUUUGGAUUGUCCAAUAUUGCCCAGUACAGUGAGGCCUACAAGCAGGCUCUGCAGGUCGGACGCAAGGAGGCAGCCGCCGCUGCUGCAGCUGCAGCUGCUGCUGCCGCCGCCGCUGCUGCGGAUAACAAUAAUCGCAGCGGCGGUGGAGGAGCCGUAGGAGCUACGGAUAAGCUCAAUGGUCUGCCUGUGGCUGCCCUGAGAUUGAGGGAUGAGUUUGCCAAGAACUGCAACAUGUUCCAGCAGGAUGCUGCCGCUGCGGCCGCUGCUGGCGGUGCCCCGUCGCAGGUGCCCCUCUUCAAUCCCUUCCCCAAUCCCUUCGAGCUGAGCAAGCGGAUGAAGAUGGACGGUGGCGACUGGUGGGGCAUGUCCCAGGCCCUGCAUCGCAACGAGGCGGCGCUCUUCGAGAACCUCAAGCUGAAGCCGCUGGGUCUGGGUGGAGCGGCCAAUUCGCUUAUCCAGGGACCGCUGCUCAAGAAGGAGAGCCGCCAGCGCAACGAUACCUGCGAGUUCUGCGGCAAGGUCUUCAAGAACUGCUCCAAUCUCACCGUGCACCGCCGUAGCCACACCGGCGAGAAGCCGUACAAAUGCGAGCUGUGCUCCUAUGCCUGCGCCCAGAGCUCCAAGCUGACGCGACACAUGAAGACGCACGGGCGGACGGGCAAGGAUGUGUAUCGCUGCCGUUUCUGUGACAUGCCCUUCAGUGUGCCCUCGACGCUGGAGAAGCACAUGCGCAAAUGUGUGGUGAAUCAGGGCAAGGCGGCGGCAGCUGCGAAUGCUGUCGCCGCAGCUCAGGCAGCCCAGGCGGCGGCCCAGCAGCUACAGGCAGCGGCAGCGGCCCAGGCGGCCCAGCAGCAGCAGCAGCAUGGACAGCAGCAGCAGCAGCAACAUGGACAGCAGCAACAGCAGCAGCAGCAGCAAUUGUCGCCCAUGGUGGUGGGUUACCCGCCGCAGUUCAACCUUUCGCUGCCGGGCAGCGUGUCUGGUGAUAAUGACUCCAAUGCCUCCUCCAGCAUGACCGGGGUUCAUCCCAUUACGCUCAAGGAGGAGGCAUGACUCUUUGGCGGAUUUCCCAUGCCCCUGGGUCCACCGCCCACGGGGCCACAUCCUCCUCCUCCUCAGCAGCAGCAGCCGCAGCAGCAGCAGCAGCCGCCGACGACCAGUCGCAGUCGCAUCAUGUCGCGCAUCUUUUAAAGAUACAACAGAUAUAUAUAUAUACAAAUAUAUCCCUAGAGAUAUAUUAUGUAUAUGUUAGGACCCCUGUAUAUAUGACUUUUUGUGAAAAAGUUUCGGCUCCAGCUCCAGCUCCUUCCAGGCGACAAACCACGACCAGAGGCAUUUAAUACCAAAGCAAUAACCGUUAUGUAAUAUAAUUUUAAAACAUUCAAAACGUACUAUUUUUUUUC